CUGUGUGGAAUGGAUCCAGUCAACCACAAGUAUGAUCUCCGACAUCUUCAAAGCCUGUCAUCCACUGGUGAUGAAACUAAUGAAACCAACGAAGGCAACGCAUCUCCUUCACACUUGGCGAAUACCAUAAAUCAAACCUUCCUAGAACCAAUGAACAUGUUCCAACCUCUAAAUUCUGACCACUCCCAAGCCUUAAACGUGUCCGGCACUAAUAACCAAUUACCAUCUACAAUUACCACCACAGAAUCGUAUAUUUUCGAGAAAUUAUCCAGUAUUGUACCUACGAAGGCUCAUGGCCCAGACACAUUCCUGGUUGGCUUCUCAAAGAGAAUGCCGAUGUACUAGCAAGUUCCGUGUGCAAGAUUCUCAAUUCUUCUUAUCUCGGAAAUCGUUUACCCGCUGCUUGGGAGUUGGCAGAUGUAAUUCCCAUUACAGAAGACAGAAGCCU
This is a messenger RNA of Paramuricea clavata, 448 nucleotides long. The record is from the annotation of a GenBank genome assembly. Lineage: Eukaryota; Metazoa; Cnidaria; Anthozoa; Malacalcyonacea; Plexauridae.